Messenger RNA from Vigna angularis (adzuki bean), 4526 nucleotides. Its product is annotated as protein SCAR1. The coding region runs from base 366 to 4376 and encodes 1336 amino acids. Gene Ontology annotation, biological process: actin cytoskeleton organization; positive regulation of Arp2/3 complex-mediated actin nucleation. The transcript is spliced from 9 exons. NCBI's taxonomy places the organism in Eukaryota, Viridiplantae, Streptophyta, Magnoliopsida, Fabales, Fabaceae. Gene Ontology annotation, cellular component: cytoskeleton. Gene Ontology annotation, molecular function: protein kinase A regulatory subunit binding; Arp2/3 complex binding. The record is from RefSeq and is a predicted model, not a curated record.
UUCCGUUCAAGAAUGGCUUGCAGAGUUGGCAAUGUCCUUCUUCUCCCUUACCUCAACGAUCCGUACACUUAACCUGAUUUCUCACUCUUUGUCUCUUCCCUUUGGCAGUUAAGCUGCUCCAAUCCACACACCCACCUAAUUUCUUUCUCUAAAUUCUAAUACCUCUCAAAAAGUAAACAAAUACUACUCUAACAAUCUCUAUUAUUUUCUGUUACUGGUUUCUCUCAUAAUUCGUUCAUUUAAUGCUUCCCGGCCCACGCGCACAUUCAUUGCUUUCGGCAGGAGAGUUAUCAAGCAGAAGGGAGUAAAUAAAAGAGGAAAAAAAGUAACUUGUUUUGGGUUUUCACUGUUUCAGUGUGAGGAAGAUGCCUCUGGUGAGGUUGCAGGUGAGGAAUGAGUUCAGUUUGGGGCAGCCCGAGUUGUACAGAGAGGCCAGCAAAGAGGACCCUAAAGCUGUGUUGGAUGGUGUGGCUGUGGCUGGUCUUGUUGGGAUCUUGAGGCAACUUGGUGAUCUUGCUGAUUUUGCGGCAGAGGUUUUUCAUGGUCUGCAGGAGCAAGUAUUGACAACAGCUUCCAGGAGUCAUAGAUUGAUGGUUCGUGUUCAAAACAUUGAAGCUUCGCUACCUGCCUUGGAGAAGGCUGUUUUGGCACAAACAAGUCACAUACAUUUAGCUUACACUGCUGGUUGUGAAUGGCAUCAACGCAUAAAACCUGCCCAAAAUCAUUUCAUAUACAAUGACUUGCCUAAUUUUAUUAUGGAUUCAUAUGAAGAAUGUCGUCAACCUCCACGUGUACACUUACUUGAUAAAUUUGAUACUGGUGGCCCAGGAUCUUGUUUCAGGAGAUACUCAGAUCCAACCUUCUUUAAAAGAAUAUCUGCUGAUUCAGAUGAAUCUUACACUGAGAAGACUGAGAAAGCAAGGAAAUCUCAUAAAAGCAAGAAGAAAAGGUCAGGAAGGAAUGGAGAAAUUUUAAGGGGUGAACAGAGACAUAGCACUAGUGGCAGAAUGCAAUCUGUUUCUUCUGCUAUCAAUGGGCGGACUUCUUCCUCACAAACAGCCUCCACUAUAGAUAUGAGAACGAAGUCAGAUCUAGAACAUUAUUCAAAUUCUUUUGAUUCAAAGUCUGGUGCUGGCUACAUUGAAUGUGUUUUCCAUCCAAGUGAUUCUGUGCGUUCUGAUGUGCCAGAUUAUAAAGAACCAUCAUCUAGUAGGUUGACACAGAAAACUGAUACUCUUCCAUCAGUAUCUUCUCAUAUAGAGGAUAGGAUUUCACAUGAUUUGUUGGAAAAACGAGUUGCCUCUAGCACAUCUGGUGUUACUUGGGAUGAAAAGGAAGAGAUAGUAGAAUCUAAAAGUCAAGCCAGUGAUAUAGAUAAAACUCCAGAAGAGAGGCCUGUGGAAAAACAUGACUCAGAUAUGAAUGUGAACGAGGAUGUUACCAUGACAAAUAUUGACCACAAUCAUAUCCUAUUUAAUGAAGAAAGCAACCCGAAACUAGUCUUCAACAGGGUUCAAACUGGUGAUAUUGACAGUGAACCUGAUAAUUACGAGGAUGCUCUCAACACUAUUGAAUCAGAAUCUGAAAACGAUAUUGAUUAUAUAACAAAACGAGAGGUUCAACAAUUCACUUCAAAUGGCACUCAUGGAAACACUGAAUCUCCUCCUAAUUUACUGGACAAUAAUGUUUCUGAUGUCAUUUCCCAGACUGAAUAUACUGUUCCCACAAAUGAUGAAACAGCCAAGGAUUUAGCGGAAUCACUGAAAGAGAAUCAUGUUCUUGAUCUUGUAUCAAAGCCAAAUGCAUCUAAUCUGGUAUCUGUAAGCCCAUCAGAUUUCCUUGAUAGCGAAAACUUAACAAGAGACGCUGCAUCUGUCAACAAAGAAGCUUUCAGGGAUUUGCCCGAGUCACUGCAAGAUACUCUUCUUACAUCAGAGCCACAUGCAUCUAAUUCAGCACCUGUUAGUCCAUCAGAUGUUUCCUAUAGUGAAGAAAUGACCAGAGAUCCAGUUUCCUUCAACAAAGAAAUGUUUGGGAACUUGCCUGAUUCAUUGCAGGAAAUCCUUCCUCUCACCUCAGAAUCAAACGCAUCUGAUUUGGGACUGGGGAGUCCAUCAGAUGUCCUUUAUAGUGAAGAAAUUACUGGAGACAUUGUUUGCUUCAACAAAGAAACGUUCAAGAAUUCCCCCGAAUCGCAAGAAAUUACCCCUCUCACAUCUGAGCCACAUUCAUCUAAUUUGGGAUCUGGGAAUCCAUCAGAUUUUACUUGCAAUGAAGAAACGACCAGAGACACAGUUUCCCUAAACAAAGAAAUGUUCAGUAAUUUACCUGACUCUAUGGAAGACGUUUCUCUUUGCACAUCAGGCCCACAUGCAUCUAAUUUGUCAUCUGUUACUCCAUCAGAUGUUUCUGUUAGCAAAGAAGUAGCCAAUACUAUAACUGAAUCACAUCCUUCUAAGACUCCUGCCAGUGAACAGGUUCCUCACACACAUGGAAAUUCUGUUUUGGAUCACUCAGUAUGCACCAAUAACUAUAUUGGUCCGACUUCUGUUAAUGAUGCUGUGUCAGCUCCAAUUGAAACCAAUGUAUCAUUUUUUGGUUCUAAUAGCACUACUUUGCCAGAUGAGGAAGCAGGUAAGAUCAGCUCCAAUAUCUGCAAAUAUGAAGAGACACGUAAAGAGUCUUUGUCUGAUCACUCAGUUAGAUUCUGGACCAAUGGUGGAUUAUUAGGACUUGAGCCAUCAAAACCUCCUGAUUUUAACAAGUCAAAUUCUAUUAGUCAAGGGCCUUUGAGCACAAAAGGUGAACCAGACGGUGCUUCAGGUCACAAUACAAUGCAAAAGAGCGAUGUUUAUAAAGAGGAACAGGAAUCAACGUCAGAAGAGGUUGCAGAACAGAUUCUAAAGGGGCGAACUUCUAGAUUCGUAACAUGCCAUGAUGAUGACCAAGCUUGCACCUCUGAAAACACAAAUGGCAAUUCUCUGCAGAGCAAUGGGUUUGAUCAGACCGAAAGGAACGGGUCAGGGGAAAUCAGAGUAAUUGCUCCUGGAAGUGGUCUUCCAGUGGCCCCUGAUACAAAGGACAGCACUGAAACCGACCAAGGAAUUGGUGAAAACUCAUCACGAGUGUUUGGACUUAGUCGUAGAUUACUAAUAAAUAGUUUUCAACGGAAAGUUUCAUUUGAUGAAAAAUCAGAACAUUAUAAUUCUCUGAAACAAGUUCUAUUGGAACAGAGUGGAGAAAAUGGUAUUGUGGGACAGUCAUUUCCUGAGACAACCACUUUCAAAGAGAAAGAUGGUUCUGUAUAUCCUAUAAAGUCACUUCCCCCUUCUCCUCCACUUGAACAUAUGAAAAUAUCUUUCCAUCCCAUCAUUGGACUAGAGACCUCCAAACUAAAACUUAAAUUUCCUGAUGGCAAUAAUCGUCAUGAAAGCGUAAACGAUAUAUUUCCUUCUUUCCAGUUGGUCCCUGAAUCUUCUUCCAUUCCUCUGGAUGGCUCAGUUUCUCACUCUGAUGAUGACGACACUUUCUGUAGAUCAUCUCCGUAUAUAUCCGAUGAUUGUCGAAGCCCUCGCUCUGACUAUAACUCUGAUCAAUGGGAAUCUGAUGAAACUCCUGGAAGCAGUGACCAUGGGGUACAUGAUUCUCCUCGCAGAAAGUCAUCAACUGAGUCUGUGUCCAAUGAUGAUACCAAUGUUAAAAGUGGAAACGGUACUUAUACGGCUAAUGGCAUGGAGCAUUCUUUAUCCAGGCCUUUACUUGAUUUUCCAAGUUAUGAUAAUGUUAAUCCUGCACUUGAGAAAGAGAGUAAAAUGCAUUCCAAAUUCAAUAAUGCUGUUAUUCAACAUGGGCAUGCAGAGCCUACAGCGCCUCCACCACCACCUCCACUUCCUCCAACGGAAUGGUGGGUCUCAAAACCGCAGUUGGAUAUGACAAAUGAGACACUGCAUUGUAUAUAUGAAGAUGUUGAACUUGUUAAUGAUCACAGUCUUUCAGAUUCUACUGUCUUCCAGCAACCUAGGUUCACCAAGGUUGAGCAAAUACAAAUUAAUGACGAUGGUCAUGAGUCUUAUGAGAACAUUAUAUAUAACUUGAAGAACAAGCAUUUCCUGCAGCCGGAUCAGCAGAUAUUGAAGGGUCAGAAAGAAACAAACCAAUUGAGAAUGGGAAAGGAGACUGAUGAAAGAGAAGAUUUCCUAUAUCAAAUCAGGACAAAAGCCUUCAACCUGAGGCCCACAGUAACAGGAAAGUCAAAUGAUGCAACUGGUCCCACUGCCAACGUUAAAGUUACAGCAAUUUUAGAAAAGGCAAAUGCAAUUCGUCAGGUUGUUGCAAGUGAUGAUGGUGAAGAUGAUGAUAACUGGAGUGAUACAUGACAAUUUUUUUUUUUGUUUCAUACAUGAGCUGCCCCUUAUGUUUUUUAGCCUCCUGAAGUGAAGUUGCAUGAGGCUUUGUUGUAUGUACGCAUGUGUGAAUAAAUCUUGUUUAUUUGUUAUUAAUUUUAGUGCAAUUUCUUUUAUUAUCUA